Coregonus sp. 'balchen' is the source of this 1057-nucleotide messenger RNA. NCBI's taxonomy places the organism in Eukaryota, Metazoa, Chordata, Actinopteri, Salmoniformes, Salmonidae. The record is from the annotation of a GenBank genome assembly.
AUGAAGGGCUGCCUCGCCAACCAGGCCGACCUGGACACCGAGUGGCAGAACCUCAUCGGUGAGAGACACGCAUGUCCGCCCGACUGCUCACACACACACAGCAAAUAUACGCACACACUCUCAGUCUUUGUCCUUGUUUUUCUCCUGUCUCUGUUUGUCCAGACACCAUGCUGCAGGUGGCGUCUAGUUUCAGUGCUGACCCCAGUGUGGACGUGGUCAUCUACUCCAUCCCCCUCCGUAUCUCAGAGGCCAUCCUCUACAUGCAGGAGAACACAGAGGUCUUCACCAGCAAGGUCAGUUCAACCAGCACCAAACGCUGACUAAACCUUCACUCCCAAUUAUGACCCACGCUCUAUGCUAUUUUACAUGUGUUUGAGUCUCAGAUCUGUGUGUCUAAAUGUGUGUUUGGUGGUAGGUGUUUCAGGCCUGUGGGACCCCCAGGGUGGCAGGCACACAGAGUUCAAGGUCUGAGGAGAGAAAGAAGAGAGUUAACCCCGCCAGCACCGCAAUGGAGUACAAACCCAGCCCCACCGCAGGGGUCCGACUGGAGAUGCAGGUGUGUGUUUCAUUAAAACUGCAGGACAUCCUCUCUGUUGAGUCUAAUGAGUCCAGUAGACCAAGAACAGCUCUCUCCCUCUCUCUCUCGCUCUCUCUUUGUGUGUAUACAUGCAUGUUUUGUGUCGACUAGUCUGUCAUUUCUCUCCUAGAUAUCUAAUGUGUCCAGUAGACCAAGAACAGCUCUCUCUCUCUCUCUCUCUCUCUCUCUCUCUCUCUCUCUCUCUCUCUCUCUCUCUCUCUCUCUCUCUCUCUCUCUCUCUCUCUCUCUCUCUCUCUCUCUCUCUCUCUGUGUGUCUGUGUCUGUCUGUCUGUGUGUGUGUAUAUACAUGAGUGUUUUGUGUCGACUAGUCUGUCAUUUCUCUCCUAGAUAUCUGAUGUGUCCAGUAAGCUGCGGGAGAUGCAGCAGUACUGGGUCCAGCUGCCAGCUGCUCUGUGCAGUAGUAAAGUGGCAGCAGGAGCAGCUAGUGACGACAAGUGCUGGAAUGGCAUGAGCAAGGCC